AUGUAUUCUGUACCACCUCGAAAACCUCGUGCACUUAUGCGUGAACGUGUUGAACAAGAAAGUGUCAAUGCUCAAUGUCAAAAAUGUUUAGAAAAAGGUCAUUGGACAUAUGAAUGUACACGUAAAAGAAAAUAUGUUGAAAGACCAUCACGUACACAGUUACUUGAAAAACGUAUAAAACAAUUAAAAAAAAAUCAAGAAGGUGAAGACAAAAAUAUUAAUGAAACGAAAAAAAAACAAAUGAUGGAUCAAUUACAAACAAUUAAAUUUGAUAAAAAUAAAAGUACUAAUGAUAAUGAUGAUGAUGGAAAUUCAUCUGAUUCAAGUUCAUCAUCAUCAUCAUCAUCAUCAUCAUCAUCUAGCGAAUCUUCAACAAGCAGCAAUAGUAGUAGCAGCAGCAGCAGCAGCAGUAGUAGUAGUAAUUCUAGUGAUGAUAAAAGUGCACCAUCAUCAGAUACUGAUCAUGAAUCACCAAAAAAGAAAAUAAAAAAUUAA
Rotaria sp. Silwood1 is the source of this 495-nucleotide messenger RNA. The record is from the annotation of a GenBank genome assembly. Lineage: Eukaryota; Metazoa; Rotifera; Eurotatoria; Philodinida; Philodinidae.